GGAUUCCGGGCGGGAGCACUUCCUGUUCAGCCCAGCCUUGUUGGCGGUGCGCGAGGGCGUCCCAGAGGCCGGAGACUGCGCAGCCCCAGGUCUUCCCAGCCGAGCUGCCAGACGCGAUUCGCGGGAUGGAGCCCCAGGGCUCGGCCAGGCUGAACUCCAGGAAGAGGAGGAAAGAGGGGGUCGGACCCAACGGGGCCACUGAAGCCGAUGGCAUCCCGACCAAGAUGCCCCGGAACUGUUUGGGUCUCCGGGAGCCAGCUCCAUUUUCUGAUGAGCUCGAAGUGGAUUACAGCAAGCCGUACGUCCGGGUCACGUAUGAGGAGGCCUUGAGAGGGACCCCACUGGACAGGCCGGUCAGGGUGUACGCCGAUGGGAUCUUUGAUCUUUUCCACUCUGGGCACGCCCGGGCCCUGAUGCAAGCCAAAAACCUCUUCCCAAACACCUACCUCAUUGUAGGAGUCUGCAGCGACGAGCUGACCCACAACUUGAAGGGCUUCACGGUGAUGAACGAGGCCGAGCGCUACGACGCCGUGCAGCACUGCCGCUACGUGGACGAGGUGGUGCGGAAUGCCCCGUGGACGCUCACGCCAGAGUUCCUGGCUGACCACAGGAUCGACUUCGUCGCCCACGACGACAUCCCGUACUCCUCUGCCGGGAGCGACGACGUCUAUAAGCACAUAAAGGAAGCAGGUAUGUUCGCCCCAACUCAGAGGACGGAAGGGAUCUCCACGUCGGAUAUCAUCACCCGCAUCGUCCGGGACUACGACGUCUAUGCGCGGCGGAACUUGCAGAGGGGUUAUACAGCCAAAGAGCUCAACGUCAGCUUCAUCAAUGAGAAGAAGUACCACUUGCAAGAGCGCGUCGAUAAGGUGAAGAAGAGAGUGAAGGAUGUGGAAGAGAAGUCCAAGGAGUUUGUCCAGAAGGUGGAGGAGAAGAGCAUCGACCUCAUCCAGAAGUGGGAGGAGAAGUCCCGCGAGUUCAUCGGCAACUUCCUGGAGAUGUUCGGCCCCGAAGGAGCGCUGAAACACAUGCUGAAGGAGGGCAAGGGCCGGAUGCUGCAGGCCAUCAGCCCCAAGCAGAGCCCCAGCAGCAGCCCCACGCACGACCGCUCCCCCUCCCCGUCCUUCCGCUGGCCCUUCACGGCCCGGACGCCGCCCGCCUCCCCCGCCAGCCUCUCCCGGACCAAGUCCAGCAUCACCUACGACAUCAGCGAGGACGAGGAGGACUGAGCAGGAGGGGGGGGGGGGCGUCGCAGAUGCAGAACGAGCGGUUUCCGACCUCCAGAGGGUGAAGAAAACCAACAGGGGGAUUGCCCGGAAGCCGUUACCAAGAGGCCGGGUCUUCUGCGGGGCCGCCCUCGAGGAGACCCUGUUUCUCAGAAUACAGGGGGAACGGGACGCAGCCAUUUCCCCUUCCCCCCCUGCCCUUCCCUUUCCACUUUUAUCGUUUUUCUCCCGGUGGGUUUCUAGGGGAAGCGUGUUCUUUUUUUUUUUUUUUAAAGCAAAGGUGUUCUCUAUUUUUUUUGACGCCUCCUUCAGUGGUAUUAAAUGAACCACUCCCGUUGGUUGGGAAUUGUUGGCGUGGCGAAGGGGCUGAUCCCAGGAGAACAGCACCUCGCCCGGCGAUCUCUUUUCCCCCGUCGAUCGUGCCGAGGCCCGGCCCAGCUUCCUCGGAGUUCGUUCCCAGCAUCUCGCAGUCCCCCGGGUGACGGGGGAGGCGCAGAAAGAAGCAACGCAGGCAGUCCUCAGAACCCCAGGGGGACAGGCAGCUUCCGAUCGCAGAGGCACAAAACGCCAUUCGGCUUCCCUCGAUCCCAGAGCCGGGCUUGGCACCUUGCAAGCCUUCGGCGGUGGCGGGGGGAAGGGAGGUCUUGCCAAUCUCCAAGUUGCCAGUCCUCAAGAGGAAAAGGGCGCGGAGGCCCAUGAGAUCAGCAAAGUACUUGCCGAUUCCCCACCGUGACCCAAUGAUACUGUUGCAUUUUACGUCUCGCCCGGCGAGGUUUUUCGUUUAUAAAA
Heteronotia binoei (common prickly gecko) is the source of this 2015-nucleotide messenger RNA. It is a transcript of the gene PCYT1A, whose product is annotated as phosphate cytidylyltransferase 1A, choline. The transcript is spliced from 9 exons. Gene Ontology annotation, biological process: CDP-choline pathway. The record is from RefSeq and is a predicted model, not a curated record. Gene Ontology annotation, cellular component: endoplasmic reticulum. Bases 126 to 1229 code for a protein of 367 amino acids. NCBI's taxonomy places the organism in Eukaryota, Metazoa, Chordata, Lepidosauria, Squamata, Gekkonidae. Gene Ontology annotation, molecular function: choline-phosphate cytidylyltransferase activity; phosphatidylcholine binding.